UCUAAACAAUUUUACAUUUCAAAACUCAUGGGUCGCCAUUACCAUUACCAUUACCUUCUUUUACUUUUUAUUUCUCUGCUUAUAUAAGGACUUGGCCAUAUUUAUGUGAAUGGAAAUCUUUGAAACCUCAACUCUCUCUCUCUCUCUAUCUCUCAAAAAAAAAAAAAAAUGGACGACUUCUGGUCUUUGUGCUCUAGACAAAUGGACACUAAGAAGAGAGUGGAUUUGUCUUCUUGCUUUCUUGUAGAAGCCUCUGGUGAUUCUGAGGUUGGUCUUGAUCCUAAAGACCUUGCUGCUGCUCCUGAUGAUAAUGAUGAUGCAGAAUCUUGUAGCUGUGAUGUUUCAGAUUGCUAUUAUUAUUAUUCCUGUGUUGGUGAUAAUACCAAUAGCGGUGAAGUUGAAGAAGCAUCCGUUCAUGGUGUUACUGAUCAUAAUAAAGAGCAAUAUCAAGAACAUGAAGAUGAAGAUGAAGAUGAGGUUCAGAGUUAUCGCACAUGGGUUGAUGGGCAUAUUAAUGGAGUACAAGUGAAUAAGAAAUCAUGUGUUUCUGUAGAAUCGACUAGUGAACCGAUGAAUGAAAAGGAGAGGAACAGACUCUUUUGGGAAAGUUGCUUGGCAUCAUGAAGUCUGGCUUCUUCCUCUUUUUUUUCUUUCCCUUCAAUCAUUGGGUCACUAUUUUUAUUUCUUGUUAUUAUUGUUAUUCUUCACAGCUUCCUCUGGUUUGGUAUGGAGGAGGAGGGAUUAAACAUUCAAUUCUUGAAAGUAAAACAAUUGUACAUAUGAUAAUAUGGCACUCAACACUUCAGUUACUUUUAUUGGAAAUGUGUAUCUUUAAAUUUCAUGUA
Molecule: messenger RNA, 845 nt
Organism: Ricinus communis (castor bean)
Lineage: Eukaryota; Viridiplantae; Streptophyta; Magnoliopsida; Malpighiales; Euphorbiaceae
Exons: 1
Coding region: 169-624 (151 amino acids)
Source: RefSeq, a predicted model, not a curated record